Molecule: messenger RNA, 795 nt
Organism: Dentiscutata erythropus
Lineage: Eukaryota; Fungi; Glomeromycota; Glomeromycetes; Diversisporales; Gigasporaceae
Source: the annotation of a GenBank genome assembly
AUGAUUUUUCCUUUUGUAUCCGUAAUAAGAGAUGGUAAAACAAUUCUUUCUGCUGUAUUAUUUGAAGUCGAUGAAAACUUGACUUUUGAAGAUCUACUUUAUCAAGCAGAUAGUGACUAUGUUUCUGAGGAAGUUGUUAGAGUUGAUAUUCAAGUUCGAGGCACAAACAUAUGGCAUAUGGUGGCAUCUGGUUUAAAUGGAUGUCUGAGAAUGUCUAAAAAAUGUUUGCCUAACUCAAAACCAUCAACAAAUCGUAAUGAUCAGUUAUAUAAUGAUAUUUUAGAACUUUUACGCAGUAAAAAUCUUGGUUGGGAAUAUGGAACGCAAAAUUCACUUGGCGUAGCAUUUAUCAAUAAACUUGUAUCUCUUCUUUAUUAUUUGGAUGAUAAGCACAAAACGCUUAAAUUACGUAGUCUUAAAAUACCAUCAAUCUUUUUUCAAUUGCCAUUAUAUCAACAAAAUUCAUAUUAUAAAAAUGGAACACAUCAUAAAACUACAUUAAGACGUAAAGAAUUAGAACUUCAUGCUGAUAAAUUAGAAGAAUGCGUUUUACAACCAUGGGCAAGCAAACCUAGUUGGAAUGAAAUUAUAACUGCAACAUUAGAACUAUGUUCAGUAGCUCGUACAUAUGCUAAGUAUUUAGAAACAGUUAAUUUGCAUGUUCAAAGAAUUCAAUCUUCAUCUGCUCCAGCACGAAGUCCAGAAAAAGAUAGUGUGCUUGAAAUGCGAUCUUUAUCACAAAAAAAAUUUAUUCCAUCAAAUAAUAAUGAUAGUGAGGAAGAAGGCAAUGGUUGA